This is a messenger RNA of Cladophialophora immunda, 1305 nucleotides long. RefSeq lists its product as uncharacterized. The transcript is spliced from 3 exons. The coding region runs from base 1 to 1305 and encodes 434 amino acids. NCBI's taxonomy places the organism in Eukaryota, Fungi, Ascomycota, Eurotiomycetes, Chaetothyriales, Herpotrichiellaceae. The record is from RefSeq and is a predicted model, not a curated record.
AUGGAUCUUAAGACGCGAGCAGUGUCGUUCUUUUUCUCCCAGUAUGUUCACCACUCUCUGACAUCGUCCGAGAAAUUCCAACCUGGAUCCUUCGAAUAUCUGCCGUCCUUGUAUGCACAGGGUGAUCCUGACGGUCCCCUGGUCACAAUCGUGCACGCUGCUGCGCUCGCCAGUUAUGCCAAUGUGGGAAAUGUCCCCAGCUGGACACUGGAAAGCUACCGUUUAUGCGGGCUGGGCAUUCUGAAAUGUAGACUUGCGCUUGGGAACCCAGUAGAAGCAAAGUCAGACGAUGUUCUUGCCAGCAUCAUGCUGCUAGGCUUCUACGAGACUCUCGCCCUAAAAGGCCGCGAAGCAAUGAAGGCAUGGAGUCAGCAUAUGCUUGGCGCAGCAGCUCUGAUCGAUUUCCGUGGUCCUAGCCAGUUCCAGGACAGAUCUAGCAUUCAAAUGUUCCUGCAGAUUCGACGCCUCAUAGUCCUCUCGGCCUACCAGCUACAGAAACCCGUGCCCUUCUCCCUGAAGAAGUGGUCGACGUGGCUAGAAUGUGCCAAUGCUGGGGAGAAUUGUGAGGUCGUUCAUCUCGCUAACCGUCUUUCGGAAAUUGUCGAAACGCUUGCAUCUGUCCGAUCCCUGAUCAAAGCAUCCAAGACAGGGGAGAUUGGUGACAUCUUAUACAUGCUUUUGCCAAUCGACAACAUGCUUCAGAGCUGGCAGGAUCAGCUCCCUAUGUCCUGGCGUCCCGUGCCUCAUCCUGCUUGCAGUUUUGAGGAUUGUUCCUUACACAGCCAUUUCGAAGGACGGCCCUUUGAGGUGUAUCCCGAUCUAUACAUUGCCUCACUCUGGAAUAAUUAUCGUGGUGCUCGCAUCUUGAUUCACGAAAUGCUAUUGUCCACGGCAAUUUCCACUUCUAUGACUACCGUAAUCGACAGCAAGCAACUGCGCACGACCAUCAACCUACUGCACCAGAUGAGCACUGAAAUUUGCCUGGGCGUCAAUUACCAUCUGAGACCAGGUCCGAAUGUCUCAUCAUACAAGUCCAGUGGUCACCAGAUUCGACUAGGUACAGACUCAAUCCCAGGAGGCGAACUCCUUGUUUGGCCCCUCUUCAUGGCCGGCAUGUUGCCUACUACGACCCCCGAGCGAAGAAUUUGGAUCUCGAAUCACCUAAGGCGGAUUGGGACCAGCCUAGGCAUUGGACUGGCGCUUUCAAUGUGCCAGACCUUGUGCCACGAGAGCGACACGAUUCCAUUCUCACACAGCGAGCUGUGGACGUAUGGUGAUUGCCGGGCCGAAGGUGCCUGCCGUUGA